AUGCAUUUCUCCUUCCAAGGCAAGAGCUUCAACGCUGAGAACACCGACGAGGUCCUUUCUCUCUUCAACGAGGAGACCUACGCCGUCGUCAAUGGCCGAGUCAUCCAGCCAGGAUUCUCCCUCGAGGAGUUCGGUUUGACCGAAGGCUUCCAGGUCGAGGAAGUCCCACGAAUGCUUGGUGGUAAGGUCCACGGUUCCCUUGCCCGAGCUGGUAAGGUCAAGGGCCAGACCCCCAAGGUCGACGCUCAGGAGAAGAAGAAGGCCAAGACUGGACGAGCUAAGCGACGAAUGCAGUACAACCGACGAUUCGUCAACGUCGUCCCAUCCUUCGGAAAGAAGAAGGGCCCCAACUCCAACUCUUAA
Molecule: messenger RNA, 363 nt
Organism: Oikopleura dioica
Lineage: Eukaryota; Metazoa; Chordata; Appendicularia; Copelata; Oikopleuridae
Source: the annotation of a GenBank genome assembly